Messenger RNA from Ochotona princeps (American pika), 847 nucleotides. RefSeq names its product ribosomal protein L8 (gene RPL8). Gene Ontology annotation, cellular component: ribosome; cytosolic large ribosomal subunit. Lineage: Eukaryota; Metazoa; Chordata; Mammalia; Lagomorpha; Ochotonidae. The transcript has 5 exons. Bases 51 to 824 code for a protein of 257 amino acids. The record is from RefSeq and is a predicted model, not a curated record. Gene Ontology annotation, biological process: cytoplasmic translation. Gene Ontology annotation, molecular function: RNA binding; structural constituent of ribosome.
CCCUGCCGCUCCCGGGGCGCUCACCCCGAGCCUCCCGCAGACGCAGCGCCAUGGGCCGAGUGAUCCGCGGGCAGCGCAAGGGCGCGGGCUCCGUGUUCCGCGCGCACGUGAAGCACCGCAAGGGCGCCGCCCGCCUGCGCGCCGUGGACUUCGCCGAGCGGCACGGCUACAUCAAGGGCAUCGUGAAGGACAUCAUCCACGACCCGGGCCGCGGUGCGCCCCUCGCCAAGGUGGUGUUCCGAGACCCGUACCGGUUCAAGAAGCGCACCGAGCUGUUCAUCGCCGCCGAGGGCAUCCACACGGGCCAGUUCGUGUAUUGUGGCAAGAAGGCCCAGCUCAACAUCGGCAACGUGCUCCCGGUGGGCACCAUGCCCGAGGGCACCAUCGUGUGCUGCCUGGAGGAGAAGCCCGGGGACCGUGGCAAGCUGGCCCGCGCUUCCGGCAACUACGCCACGGUCAUCUCGCACAACCCCGAGACCAAGAAGACGCGGGUGAAGCUGCCCUCGGGCUCCAAGAAGGUCAUCUCGUCGGCCAACAGGGCGGUCGUCGGGGUGGUGGCCGGCGGCGGCCGCAUCGACAAGCCCAUCCUCAAGGCUGGCAGAGCCUACCACAAAUACAAGGCGAAGCGAAACUGCUGGCCGCGUGUGCGCGGAGUGGCCAUGAACCCCGUGGAGCACCCCUUCGGAGGCGGCAACCACCAGCACAUCGGGAAGCCGUCUACCAUCCGCAGGGACGCCCCGGCCGGCCGCAAGGUGGGCCUCAUCGCGGCCCGGCGCACCGGGCGGCUCCGGGGAACCAAGACUGUGCAGGAGAAGGAGAACUAGUGGGAAUAAAGUGCUUCCUGCCA